This is a messenger RNA of Paramecium primaurelia, 954 nucleotides long. The record is from the annotation of a GenBank genome assembly. Lineage: Eukaryota; Ciliophora; Oligohymenophorea; Peniculida; Parameciidae.
AUGGAUUAAGACUUCAAUUUAUUAUAGACUUAAAGACUUUAAUAUUAAUCAGAAUUUAAAUAACAUUGCUAUCAAUGUAAUUUAUGUAAUGGAAUUACAGAUGAACUAUUUGCAAUUUAAUGUGUAGAAAUAGUAAUCUAAGUAUGUUUGAAUUGUCAUAAUAUUAUAAACAAUAAUGAUAAUGACAAGCAAUUACUAGGAGUUUGUUGGCAUCUCCCAAUAACUGAUAUUCCUUAUUGUUCCAAAGUAUUAUUCAAAUUAGAUUCAUAAGCUAAAUUUUAUAAUCUAAAAAUUAAAGAAUGCAUGAUCUGUUGCAUUUAGAAAAUAUGCUGCAAAGUUUGUAUGAAUGAACAUUAUUUCUGUAUUGAUUGCAUUGAUACAUAUAUUUAGCAUUAUUAUUCAUAGACAUAUAGGAUUCCUUGUCCUGAAUAACUUUGUAAUCAAGAAUUAAAUCAUUAUCUCAUAGCUUAAUUUAUAUCACUUGCAUAGGUUAAAUAUUGGAAAAUAAUAAAUAGUGAUUUAUUUUGUAUAAAAAAGAGUUGUUGUUCAUAACUUUAAAUUAAUCCUUAUUUCAAACUUUAACCUUUAAACCUUAUAAAAAUGAAUGAGAAUGUAAUGUAAUGUUUAUCAUGUAAAACAAAGAUUUGUAAUANAACAUAUGUAUAAAAAUCUAAAAGAAAAUUAAACAUAAAUAACAUAAACAAUAAAUAAAUUUUAUUAAAGAUCUGAUGAAUAAAACAUAGAUUAUCCAGAAUUUUAGAAUUUUAUAAAUAAAUUUUCAAAUCUACACAAACGUUGUGGUAAAGAUUGUAUCCAUGUAACAAGGUAAAUUAUUUUACUUUUUUUAGAUUUUACAUGAGACUUGGAUUUAUACCUUUAAGAUAUUUAAAUAAACGUAAAGCUAUGAAAUUAGCCAAACCAGUUGUACUACCUUGUUUUUCCAAAUAAAGUUGA